AUGUACCGGGAUCCAGAAGCUCAUCUGUUGACAGAGAGUUUUCAAGAAGCUUUGUUAAAAGGUUAUCGAGAGCGUAAAGCUGAUGCAAAAGAAUAUUUUAUGCGAGUCGGAGGGUAUCAGGAUAUCCCGAGAGCAAUAGCCAACCCUCCAGAUGCUAUCGAUGUUGAUAAUUGGAAGAAAACAAUCGAGUAUGUCCAAAUGGACGAACACAAAAUUGCUUCAGCAAGGAACAAAAAAAAACUUAAGAGAGUGGAAACGUUUCGCAAGGCUCAUACCGAUAGGGAUGGUCUAUUUGUUACUGUCGAGGCGGAACAACAAUACGUAAUGGAAGAGCUCUUAGAACAAACGCAAGGGCCAGAAGGUGAAAGAGAGUUAACACCCGCUCAAGAAAGAGCUGCUUUCGAGAAAGUAUUAGGAGAACGACAUGGCCAUAUCAGAGGCAUCGGCCGAAAACCUUCUGCUAUCCUGCCGAUUUCACAACCAUCGCAACCUCCACCACAACCAUCAUAG
Molecule: messenger RNA, 510 nt
Organism: Lactuca virosa
Lineage: Eukaryota; Viridiplantae; Streptophyta; Magnoliopsida; Asterales; Asteraceae
Source: the annotation of a GenBank genome assembly